Messenger RNA from Sphaeramia orbicularis (orbiculate cardinalfish), 6628 nucleotides. RefSeq names its product netrin 4 (gene ntn4). The transcript has 10 exons. Gene Ontology annotation, cellular component: laminin trimer. Gene Ontology annotation, biological process: animal organ morphogenesis; cell migration; substrate adhesion-dependent cell spreading. Gene Ontology annotation, molecular function: protein binding. The record is from RefSeq and is a predicted model, not a curated record. NCBI's taxonomy places the organism in Eukaryota, Metazoa, Chordata, Actinopteri, Kurtiformes, Apogonidae. The coding region runs from base 380 to 2263 and encodes 627 amino acids.
UGUGUCUGUGCGCUCCUUAGAAAUAGAUCCACGGGGCAGAGCGGCCAGCAGACGGACCCACUGUGGGGAAAUGAAACACGCUGCAGGUCCCGAAGACGCAGACGAGCUGGCCAGAGCCCUUCACCUCCUCAGUCUUGUCAUCACACACCGUUCCGGAUCAUGUUUUCACCUACGACUCGGGUUUUUCUGCUUCUUUGGGUCGAAGUUGAGUGAAAGAGAAAGUCCACAUUGGAUUUGAUCCUACGCACUUGUCUCCUUCUGCGGUGCCACCGUGGAUGAGGUCCUUGGCCACUUUAUGUUUCAAUAACUUAGACCGGUUUUCUUAUUCAGCUGUCUCACCAUUUCUCACCUAAUUCGGAUUAUUCUGAGACAAGGAGCUAUGUGGAUUUUAUUUUUGAUCAAUCUGGUCGUGAUUUCAGAUUCAGGCCUCACAGUGGAGGUGUUUCGUGCAGGUGUGGCCCCUCGCUGUGAGAGCCGGGCCUGUAACCCCCGCAUGGGUAACCUGGCACUGGGUCGCCGGGUCCUGACGCAGACCGUCUGUGGGAACAAUGGCACCGAGCUCUACUGUUCCUACUCCGACCCUAACAUCAACCUGGCCUGCAGCAGCGCCAAGUGUGCCAAGUGUAACGCCGGCUUACCCCUGCUGUCCCACCUGGCCGGGGCCAUGUCCGACUCGUCCUUCCGUCACCCCAAUACCUGGUGGCAGUCAGCUGAAGGCGUCGAGUCUGAGACGGUGCAGCUGGACCUUGAGGCUGAGUUCUACUUCACACAUCUCAUCGUAGUGUUCAGAUCUCCAAGGCCUGCCGCCAUGACCCUGGAGCGCUCCCAGGACUUUGGCAGAACGUGGAAGAUGCUGCAGUACUAUGCCAGUAACUGCAGUGCCAGCUUUGGACUGGAGGAGGGAAAGGCAGGCAUGGGCCGAGAUGGAGCCACAUGCACGUCCAAAUACUCAGGGGCUUAUCCCUGCAGCCGAGGAGAGGUGAUUUAUCGUACCCUUCCUAAAUGGGAGUCCUUGGAUCCGUUUGGGGUGGAGGGACAGCAGCAGCUGAGGGUGACAAACAUCCGAAUCCGCCUGCUGAAGCACCAGUCUUGCCCCUGCCAGGCCAAAGACCCUGCCUCUGCACAUGAAGCUCUUCCCACACAGCAUUUCGCCAUCUAUGACCUGAUAGUGAAGGGGAGCUGUUUCUGUAACGGACACGCUGAACAGUGUGUUCCUGCAGCAGGUUACCAGCCCGUCAGAGACCGCACCAACCAUGUGGUCCAUGGGAAGUGUGUGUGCAGACACAACACUGCAGGUGAUCACUGUGAGUACUGUGCACCUCUCUACAAGGAUCGACCCUGGCAGGCGGCUGAUGGACUCACAGGAGCUCCACAUGAAUGUCGGAAGUGUAAAUGUAACGGACAUGCCCAGAGCUGCCACUUUGACUGGUCAGUGUGGCGUGAGUCUGGCCAGCGAAGCGGAGGAGUGUGUGACUGUCUGCACAACACAGAAGGACGUCAAUGUCAAAACUGCAAAGCCGGCUUCUACAGAGACCCUCACCGACCCCACACUGCCCCUGACUCCUGCAAAUCAUGUAACUGUCAUCCCUUGGGCUCCAUGCCCUUCCACUUGGCCGACGGCUCGCUCUGUGACCCCUCCAAUGGAAACUGCAUCUGCAAACCUGGAGUGGGUGGUGCCCACUGUGACAGGUGCAUGGUGGGAUACUGGGGCUUCCAUGAAUAUGGCUGCAGACCAUGCGACUGUGCAGGAGACUGUGAUCCCUUCACUGGAGACUGCAUGCCUGGGCCUGAUCUGGACCUCUACAACUUGGAGGGAAACUCUAGUGAGCCGGUGAGGAUCUUCAGAGCUGAUGAACUCUUCUCUGCCCUUCACUACUCAGAAAAGUGUGAGUGCAAAGAGCAGGCCCUGACCAACAGUAAACUCUUCUGCACGAUGAAUUAUGCAUAUGUUCUGAAGGUGAAGGUGCUGUCGGCCCAUGACAAGGGCUCCCAUGCAGAGGUAGAGGUCAAAGUUCAGAAGGUGCUAAGUCAGAAUACCAAGAUGAAGAUACAGCGGGGUCGGGUCACCCUUUACCCUGAGUCCUGGACGGCACGGGGCUGCACCUGCCCCAUCCUCAACCCAGGGGUGGAGUACCUGGUGGCAGGCCACUCGGACCGCAAGCAGGGCCGCCUCCUGGUCAACAUGAAGAGUUUCGUUAAGCCCUGGAAAGCCAGCUUGGGGCGCAAAGUCCUCACGCUACUCAAAAAAGACUGCAACUGGUAGACAGAGAGUACACUGGAGGACAGAUGGACACAUGGACAGACAAGACUUUUCUCAAAAAAAACAAGACUGUGGAUUUGUGUUUUGCAGUCCUCCAGGUGUGGAUUCCUUUAAUCGCACAAGCUGAUGAGUGGGUGAGAUGAACUACAAUGAUUUAAGCCUCACCUUUGCUCUUCUCUUGUCCAGUGACAGCCUGAAGCUGCUGGUGGACUGUGCCGCUAAAAGUGCACAGGAUGUAAUUUUAUUAAGGCGCAUCUGUCUUGUAUCUGAGCAAUCUUAUUCUUACAUUCAUAUGUAGGAUUCAAGCGAAAGAAAAAUCCUCUACUGUCUCAGCUGCAGCUUAAUCUUGACCGAGUGCUCUAUUUGAGGGACUGAAUAGCCUUUGGACUUAAUGAGACUCACUGAAACACACAAAACAGAAAUGUCUCUGCAGCACUUUAGCCUAAGAUGGACUAUGAGAGGAUAUGGACACACAAUGAGAGGAAGAUUUAACACACACACUCCAAAACUCCCUGACAUGGAGCUCCAUUACAGUGGACACACAUUCACAGAAGCAGCAGUACGUGUGUGUGCGUUGUGCGUGUGUGUGUGUGUGCGUACAGACAUAAUGUGCAAAGCAUCCAGAGUGACGCUGAACAAGCCAUACAAGCCACUACAGGUGGUUAAAUCUUAGCCAGUCCAGGUGUGCCUGUGUUGUAAUCAGAGUGAAUGGGUUUUACCCCAGCGUGAAUGUAUUUGCCUGCCUGUUUUGUCGAAUAUGUGUGUGUGUUUGUGUGUGUGUGUAACCCAAGUGAGAAACAAGGAGAACGCUGAAUGAUAAUGAGUGCAGUCCAGAUUCAGUCCAGCUCUAUAGCUCUAGGUUUUUAUUUUUUUAGGUAAAUAUAUACUAAAGAAAUCAAAAACAGCCGUUCCAGUGUUUAUUACUGUGUACAACAUUACUAUUAAUGUUUCAUUAUCAUAUUACUGUCCACUGCUGAAUUCAGAAAAUUCUUAUUAUUCCUUCCUUUGUUCUUGUGUACAGUAUUAUUUGUAUAUACCUAUAUAAAUAUUAUUGUGUAUCAUUCUUCUGCUUUUAUUUUGACCUCUGUUUUGUAAUAUUAAAGGGUAAUAAAUAGUUCGUGCAACUUGGGUCUUUUUAAAAACACAUUAAGUCGUAAUUUCUUUCACUUAUGAUUAUGCUGUGCUUUAUGUUGAGCUUUGAAUUGCUGAGAUCUGGAACCAAAGACCAAUUGGACAAAAAAAACAUAAGUAAUUAGACAGGUAGUAAAAAGCCAAAUUAUAGAAAAUGACUGUUUGAGUGUAAAACCUAAUGUGUAAAUACACAUAUGUGCAUUUUCCUUUUUCCUUGUGAUUAAUUUGUUUGGAUUGUUUCAAACUUUUUUAUUUGUCUAUGUGUUUUUUGCUUUGUAAGUCUCUUUUUAAGGAUGCUGCUUCCUUUCCACUUCUCAGCAAUUAAACUGGUGGUUGAAGCUUUUCGUAACUACUAGAAAUGCUGGCCAAAGCUACAAGUACCCAAAAGACCCAAGUUGUAAAAAAAAAAAAAAAAAAAAAAAAAAUGAAAUUAUCCUUUAAUAAAUUGCAGCACUCUCUCCUUGACAGUGAAACUUUGUUGCACAGUACAACUAUUCCCAGACUCUUAACAACAGCUGAUAUAACAGAGGCCUUGAAAUACUUCACAUAAAUUGGACUAAAAUAUCCUUAUCACCUUCCUCUGUUUCUCACACAUACACACACCUCCUGUUUCUCUCUGUCUGUCCCUUCACAUUAAGUCAUCCAUCACUCUUGCUCCCAAAACACUCUCCCCUACAUUCACACAGAGCCACAGAAUGUAGACCAUAACAGAGAGGCCGGUGCAAGCACACACACUCUGUUUGGGUUUAGGCGGAGUGCAUGUUUUCCACCGCCUCCUCGCCCACUCGCCGUGACGUGGUUGGCCAAGAGGUGCGGACACAUUCCUGGCGCGUCGUGCAACGCUCCACGGCAGGCAGGGUUAGGGGUCACUCACCUAUCUCUGUGAUGGAGAGAGGUGAACAGGAAUGGAUUUUUUUUUUUACCUUUUUUUGGCAGCUGUGGCCGGAUAGCCUCCUGUACCCACAUUUCCUCAUUCGUGGCCCAUUCACAGAUCUGUGGCAGAGGGGUCACGGCUCCUUCUAGUUUAUGCCAAGCUGUUUCCAGACAGCAGGGGAAGGGGUGAACGAGUGCAUUAGAUGAGAGAGGAAUGUGGCUUGAGGGAACGGCUCAGCACAGACCUUCAGGUUAGAUGGGGAAGGAGAUGUUUUACAUAGCGGGAACUGGCCUUGAUGGGUAGACGCAACAGGGAGUCACAAACUGUACGUACUACUACAGCUGAACCUCAGACCACUCCUCUCUCUCACACCCACACACUUGUUCCGUUGCUUACUCACUCAUUCAUUGUGCCCAGAUUGACUGGCCAUUCCCAGCCUGUGAUGGAGAUGUCCUGUGGGGGGCUGUAUGGUGUGGGAAACUAGUUGAUGAAUGAGUGUUUGGCAUGCUUACACAAAUGCAUAGUUUGCUCCUGUAUAGUUUGUGUGUAUUAUUGUAGUAAUGGCGAAUGCAUGUGUAUGAGUGUGUGCGUGCUGUAUGAGCACAAUGCCUCACUUGUAUUGCCAUAGAAUUGAGUUAUGGCCUUUGUCCUGUCAGCAUUCUUGUGUUGCUAUUGGCCCCGGAGUGUAUGGCAGCUCCUGCAGGCUUGGGGACAAUAACCUUCCACCCUCCCCUCCUCUCAUUGGGAGUCACAAUGCUCCUCUUCUGCAGCACCCAUCACCCUGAGACAGACGCUGCGAAACAGGCUGGCUAUGGGUGUCACACUGCAGCUAGCGCCCACAGGUCCUGAGGAGGACAGGGGGAGAAAAUAAAAGAGGGGGAUAAAAUAUGUAAAGAGGGGAUUUUGUUUUGGCAGCAUUAGACAGAGGAAGUAUGCGCAGGAUGAGUCAUGUGGUCAGCGUUACCCUCUCAACUGUGAUUCACUUACAGAGGAAAUGAGAAGAUUAAGGAAUAAGGAGCCAGACUGCAAAUCCUGUACUGAAGUCCUUUAUGCAGGUUGUCCUAAAAAAUGUAGACAGUCACACUGUCCUUAGAGAGCAUCCAUUGCUGUUUAAUUGCACAUGAAAAAAGCACAUGCAUGCAUACACGCAUCAGGAAUGUUUCUCUAGCAGAAGGGCUUCAGAGCAAGCCAGAACAGGGAGGGCAGUGUUGACAUAGCAAAGAGAUUGAGACGCUACUGAUUAUUAUACAGCCAUGCAAACAAGGACCUGAUGCCAUCAACUCAUUAUGAACAAACCCACAUAACAUCAGACAGACAGUUUGAGUGAACUGAUGUGUGAAAAAAACAGCCAGGCAUGAUGACUUGGAAACUCUUUAAAAAAAAAAAAAAAAAGAAAAAAAGAAAAAGAAACAUGAGCAGUUGUUUCAAUGCCAACAUUAACAUUUAGUCUUACCAACCAGAGCAGACAAGCUGCACAUCCUAGUGCAGAAAUUACAGGAGAAGUUUGUUUACAGGAUGUAAAGUAUUUCCCCUCGCUUCAUCAGCACCUGUGCUUUCACCCACCACAAAACCAACACCGUGUCCAGCUGCGUUAACAUCACCAUAAACCACCGGAAAGGCUUCCUUGUAUUGGAAUUAUCAGCCACUUUCAAUAAAAACUGGUUCCAAAGUUGUAUGUUUUUGUCUGUUACCUUGUAUUUUAACCUUUAUGGGGGUCUUCCUUAUAUGUUUAUUCCAAACAAAACACUCUGCAGAUGCUGAGCAAACAAACAAUUUCAGGUAUGUACAGGAGAGGAAAAAUCUGCAGACAAAGGCUUUUUAAUCUUGCUAUGAGGUGAAGAGCAAUAUAAACAUGUAGUCUUUGGAUCUUAGGAUCCUCUACUUUAAACCUGCAUUCAAUUUGUUUUUCAUUUUUAAUAGGUUUUUAUUUUGUUUGGUACAUUUUUGUGAUCAUCUCUGCCACUUUGUUGUAAUACUUUUGGACAGACUCUGGCCAAUUGGCUCACAGAAAAUAUGUUACAUUCUAUUAAAUGACACUAGUAUUAAAAUUAAAGCUUGAUAGGGCUUUGCCUUGAGCAGAAUCAGCACAACAAAGUAAUUGAACUACAUUUCUUCAUUUUAGAGAAAAAUGGAAUUUAGCAUACACACACUGACCAAACAGUUUAUUCUUCUUUUUGCAUUUAUAUUCACAACAACUGGUUUAGAGUUGUUGUGUUAGAUUGUGAACAAAAAAUGGCGCUGGGACUCUGGUUACGCUAUAUUAUGUCAGUCACAUCAGAUAACACUAGGAGACAAACUAUUGUGUCUUCACACAUCCUGCAGUAACAGAGCAACAAUACUGUCUUAUUAAAGUUGUUUUUUGG